UUAUACCCAACGCACCGGAGCUCCCAAACUCAAAUCCCCCCAUUCCCAUUUCAACCUUCUUCCUUCUUUACCCUUCCAAUGGCGAUGCCUAAGUUUGCUGCUCUCUUGCUCUUGGCCCUCAUUGCCCUUUCCAUGCUUCAGACCACUGUCAUGGCCGGCAGCGGUGGUCGAAACAGGAACCCUUACGGACCAGGGAGCGUCAAAUCCUUCCAAUGCCCAAAUCGAUGUGCUACUCGAUGUGGAAGAACACAGUACCACAAACCAUGCAUGUUCUUCUGCCAAAAGUGCUGCAGGAAGUGCUUGUGUGUGCCGCCUGGCUACUAUGGAAACAAAGCCGUUUGCCCUUGCUACAACAACUGGAAGACAAAGGAAGGAGGACCCAAAUGCCCUUAAAAAAAAAAACCCAAUUCAUUUCUCCUUUUAUUACUUUUUGCAUUUUGCUGCUAACUCCAUCCCUUUUGUUAUGUUUUUGUUAUGAUUUUCUAUGUUGGAGAUGGGAAGAAAAAGAAAGAAGAGAGAAGAAAUUUGUUUUCCUAAGUGAUAUAGUGUAUUUUGGGUUACUUAUUAUAAGUUUAUAAUAUAUGAGCAAUUAAUGAAACAUCUUGUUUCUAAUUUA
Molecule: messenger RNA, 616 nt
Organism: Benincasa hispida (wax gourd)
Lineage: Eukaryota; Viridiplantae; Streptophyta; Magnoliopsida; Cucurbitales; Cucurbitaceae
Product: gibberellin-regulated protein 4
Source: RefSeq, a predicted model, not a curated record